UGUUAUUCCCGUCGAGCUGGCACAAGCUGUGAUCGAUUAAUCUACCAUGUGCACUCGAGACCCUUCCUCGCACUGUACAAGACGUCUCCCCCGCCUGGUGACGAAACGAAGUCAAUGAAGGUCCUCCUCGAGACGCGGCCUGACAUACCUUCAUCUUCCUUUUACAACUGGAGAUGGGGUGCAACUCUCCGGAGUCAGAUGAAGCCUGGGAUUGAGCUUCUACUUACGAGGGAACGACGUCUCAUAGCUAGUAGUAAGAAUCUGUUUAGCAGCUCUGUGUGUUGUCACUUCUAUACGAUUCCGUCGCAUACAGACUGGAAUUGAAGCUGCAGACGAACUAAUUGAAGCUUGCUGGCGUUGUGAGGACAUCCAAGUGAGAGCAAUUUGAGCUUCAUUCGUGCUUAGAAUCUUAGAAUAAUCAGCGCUGUGUGGCACGAUGUAUUCUAGGAAUUGGCGAAGUCGCCAUGUCCUGCAGUUGUUAGCAGCUCUGUUGCUGUGGGCGGGAUGGUUGCAGUCUGGAGCGAACGGUCAAGGGUACUGGGAGAUAGUGAAGGACAAUGCUGGUAUUGCAACAAUGCAUGCUGCAGUGACAAGCUUCGGAAAUGUCAUUCUUCUCGACCGCACCAAUGUCGGUGACUCACAGCUUCCCUUGAACAACGGACGGUGCAGACAAAACGAAGCUGAUCGGGCCAAUAAAAAUGACUGCACGGCGCACUCUGCGGUCUUCUCCCCUGGCUCGAACAACAUCAGGCCACUGUUUGUUUUCACCGAUACGUGGUGCUCGUCCGGGCAGUUCAACGGCGACGGAAAGAUGGUCCAGACGGGCGGAGACGCUGAAGGAGUAGCCAAGAUUAGAGAAUACCAACCCUGCGGCGAUGAUGGGGGUUGCGAUUGGGUGGAGCUAGAUACUAGUCUCCAGAUUGGAAGGUGGUACGCCUCCAACCAGCAGCUACCCGACGGCACACAGAUAGUGGUUGGCGGCCGAAACGCAUUUACUGUUGAGUAUGUACCUGCAAAUGGGCGCGGCCAAACUACGUUGCCCCUUCUUCAGGAGACCAACAGUGCCCAGAAUGACAACCUCUACCCAUUCGUGCACCUCCUCCCCAACAACAACCUCUUCAUAUUCGCCAACAAGGACUCCGUUCUCUACGACUGGCAAAACAAUGUAGUGGUGAAGAAGCUCCCUCAGCUCGCAGGCGAGCCCCGGAACUACCCCUCUGCGGGAAGCUCCGUGAUGCUCCCGCUGAAAUCCGAUGAUGGGUUCAAGAGCUGCGAGGUGCUUGUUUGCGGAGGAGCGGCGGAGGGUGCAUUCAGCAACCCGACCGCGCUGUCCCCCGCUAGCAACACCUGCGGACGCAUCAACCCCUUGGGUGAUGGGGGAUGGGCCAUCGAGACCAUGCCCCACAGACGCACCAUGGGCGACAUGAUUCUAACUCCCCUUGGCGAUGUGAUCAUCAUCAACGGCGCAGCGAGGGGCUCCCAGGGUUGGGGUUACGCUAGCGAUCCUGUCCUCACCCCCGAUCUGUACUCCCCGGACAAGGCUGCGGGAGAACGGUUCCAAACGCUUGCUCCCUCCACGAUUCCUCGCAUGUAUCACUCCACUUCAAAUCUUCUGCCUGAUGGCCGGAUUCUGUGUGCUGGUAGCAACACGCACCAGUUCUACACAUUUACGGGAGAUUUCCCCACCGAGCUCAGAAUCGAUGCUUACAACCCCCCUUACCUUGGCGGCACUCGCCCCGCAUUGGAGAUUCCUGGGGCCAUAGCCUACGGAGGAGCGUUCACCGCCACGGUCACUUACGGGGGUGAUUUCACUGUUGGCAUCCAGCUCACAAUGGUCAACUCGCCGUUCGUCACGCACUCGUAUGCACAGGGCCAAAGAUUGCUGAAACUUGCAGCAUCUGUGCCAGUGAUAGUUGGCGGCGGCAAGUACACAGUGGACUCAACGGGACCGCCAGAUGCCACCAUUGCACCUGGAGGCUACUACAUGCUGUUCGCCAUUGUGAACGGUGUCCCUAGUUGGGCAAAUUGGGCGAAGAUUGGCUAAUUGGGCUGAUCGAUCGUCGAUCUCCGAUUCAUCCUUGUUGUGAUCCUCCCUCUGAUUGGGCACAGAUGCCUGUGACGAUCGACCCCUGAGGGAUGAGGACCGAUCCGCUCUUCCAAUGUAAAAUCUAGCGAUCGAAACAAUGAUGGUAUCUUUCCAAAUGUCAGUGUUGGGUGUCGCAGGUUCGGUUGCACACUAGCAGAGACAGCAUUAUUUUCGUUGAAUUUCAAGAUUGCUAUUCGUAAACAUGUAGUUUGGAAUUUGAAACUAAUUCAUAGUAGAGUCUUAUGUGCUGUAGGAAAUCAGUUCCAGAUUGAUACCAUUAGGGUGCAACUUUGAGCCAAUUUCGCCAAGUGCGUGGGGAGAUUUUGAAUGCCCCCGAAUCCCAGUUUUGGUUCAGGUUCAGAGGUUGCAUACCGGUAGUGUAGAGAGGCUCUGUAUAUGGCCAGAGGAUAAAAGGCCGGCUAUUACGCCGCGAAAUUCGAAGUUUCCUGACAAAUAUUAGGAAAUCAUGUGUGCACAGAAAGCUGGGAGCGCCGUCUUGCUCUGCAUUGGUUAUUACUUGUAAUAAAAGCUACGAGCUUGCUCCAACAGGCAUCGGCAUGAAUAACUCGAUCAAUGUUAUACGUUU
Physcomitrium patens is the source of this 2672-nucleotide messenger RNA. Its product is annotated as aldehyde oxidase GLOX. Lineage: Eukaryota; Viridiplantae; Streptophyta; Bryopsida; Funariales; Funariaceae. The record is from RefSeq and is a predicted model, not a curated record.